Molecule: messenger RNA, 1404 nt
Organism: Aedes albopictus (Asian tiger mosquito)
Lineage: Eukaryota; Metazoa; Arthropoda; Insecta; Diptera; Culicidae
Product: RNA-binding protein 42
Exons: 5
Coding region: 118-1101 (327 amino acids)
Molecular function (GO): mRNA binding
Source: RefSeq, a predicted model, not a curated record
UUGAUCACCGCUCGCGUCGCGGCGCGGCACCGUUUCACGAACGUAAACAAUCGAUAAUGUUUUCAAAUCUGCCGAACUUGCAAACGUUUUAAAGAUUCUUGGAUUUAAACCUGAAAAAUGGGCUCCAAACGGAAAAAUAUGGAGGACGAAAUGUCUCGCUUCGAGGCGGAAAUUUCAAAGGCAACCGCCGGUAGCAGCAUCAGCUCUCCGUUUAUUCCCUCCCAGGUGCGAACUGUAAUCGGUUCCCAGACCUACAACCAGGUGCAGCAAAAGUUGGCCACCGUGCCGUCCCGUAUACCGCCGCCGCCAGUUCCUCCCUUUCUGCCAACCUAUUCGACACCGGUGCCUCAGCAGCAGCAGCAGCAUCACUCUUCCCAGCAUGCCGCCGUUCCGGAGAAAUCCUACUCCACGGAACCUACACCGGCAGUGGUCAGCAGUGCUCCAAAGCUGUACAACGCUAGGCCAACCGUGGGCACGCUGCCAAAGGUUGAUGCUCCCGCGGCUGCCAGUAGUUCAAUUGGACCAACCAUUUCGUCUACUCCAGUACAAUCGUACGACAUCGCCAACAUACAGUUUGAAGUAACGACCAAAAUCAAGAAACAGAAAACGGAGAAAUCCGGCCCGAAUCCGAUUGCCGAGGAAGCCAUCAAAGCAGCACGGGCUUCUUCGGCUCUGCAGUCGUUCGGAAAUUCCGAGCGCCGGGGAAAAAAGGACCGUAAGACCGUACGCGUUGCGGGUGGUCAGACGUGGGAGGAUCAAUCCCUAGCGGACUGGCCCGAUGACGAUUUCCGAAUUUUCUGCGGCGAUUUGGGCAACGAUGUGAAUGAUGAAUUGUUGACGCGCACCUUCAACAAAUUUCCUUCGUUCCAGCGCGCCAAAGUGAUACGGGACAAACGAACGAGCAAAAGCAAGGGUUACGGUUUCGUAAGCUUUAAAGAUCCGCAGGAUUUCAUUCGGGCAAUGAAGGAGAUGGAUGGUCGCUACGUUGGCAGCCGACCCAUCAAGCUCCGCAAGAGUACGUGGAAAAAUCGGAGCAUCGAAGCGGUUCGCAAGAAAGAUAAAGAGAAGCAAGCUCUUCUCAGCCUAUUCAAUCAAAAUUAGGUCUUGGUUAUGGAUUGGAGUGGCUUGAGUAGGUCGUUGACAGGUGGGCCCCUUUCACUAGGUCAAUAAUGGUAAGUGUCUCAAUUUCAAACUCAAUUGUAAAGAACUGUUUGCCGAUUGAUAAUACCCAUAACGUAAUAUCCUUCCUUUCAAUAUCCACAAUGAUUUUCUCACAAUGUACAACUCAUUAUUUUUGUCAUUAUUAAAUAAUUAUCCGUUCCAUCGAUUAUUCAAGACAUUUCGUUUUCAAUAAAGUUUUUAAGUGAUAAUGAUGUAAAGAUAGAAUAAAACUCAACUACACAA